CUGGAGAUACCUCGGCAAAUCUCAGUCCUCGAGAUUUAAGAUUUUCUUCUCUUGGCAGACACGGAUUUGCGUCCUCACGGCCCCCACCGAGUCGAUCUCACGACGUGGUCACUAUGUCUGGCUCCACGAAUAUCACCUAUAUCGUGGAUGAUAGUGACAGUGCUAUCGAGUAUCUGUGUACAUCGACGCACGAGAGGGUCAUUAACUCAUUCUUCCAUGAUACUUGGACAUCAAUAGCCAGCACGAACUGCUCAAAUGGCUGGUUCCAGUACAAGUUUAAUGGUGAGAUACGUUCCUCAUGCUCAGACGUUCUCACCCAAUCUUGUGUGGCAGGUACCAGGGUGCACGUAUCCUCCCCCAUCACCAGAUAUGGGCAGGAUUAUACUGUGAACAUGGACUCCGCCGGCGCACUCAUUGAAUACGGCAAUGGCGUAUACACGUCCAGCCUGUUAUCCGAUGGGGAGCACAGUAUUAUCUAUGCUAUCGGCCGCGAAAAUCUGUACCCUACUUUCGACUAUCUAACCGUCCAAGCAGGUUUAUCGACACAGAUGAAAGGGCGCACAAUCAUCGUCGAUGAUUAUGACCCUGAUAUAGCAUUCUCUGGCAAUUGGUCCAACGUAGCUAUCUAUCCCACGGAGUUCGACUAUUCAACCGGCCCGUAUAAGGAUACCGCUCACUGGAGUAACACUGCCGGAGACUCGUUCUCGUUUCGGUUUUAUGGAUCGUCCGUUGCAGUGUACGGCAUCAUUAGCAAUUCGACCGACACUGGCAGUAGUGCUGUGCUUUCGUACAGCGUGGAUGCGGAGCAAGCUACUACAUCAGUAUCUUUGGCUAGUGGCACCAACCAACCAGUCCCAAUGGCGCAGCUGUUCAGUGUCGAUGUGCCUGAUGGUUUGCAUACACUCGUCGUGAACGUUACGUUCGUGUUGAAUUUGCGGCAAAUCGGGAUUGAUUUCGUCACUUACAAUGCGUCGUUUGAGAGCAUUGAUUCAAUACCAUUCGUUUCUGAUUCACCGGUAUCUGCCACUUCUUCAUCGAAGGCGACAAAAGUGGGUGCCAUUGUCGGAGGUGUAGUUGGGGGUAUCGCUUUUGUCGCGGUCUUUGCUCUCUUCUUGUACAUCCUCAAAAACCGAGUACAUCAACGACGUCGCACCCGAGCUGCUGCUGUCAUCAUCGGCAGGAAUUACAAUCCUCAACUUGAUGCGAAGCACCAACCAACUGUCGAAGCGUACCAAAUGCGAGACCAGAAGGCAGGGCCAUAAUGUUCUGAAUACUAACUAAUUUUGUAUCUCACUUUUUUUUUUUUCGUUAGUUGUACCAUGUAUCGCAGUCGUAUCAUCUUUUGUAUUUAUAGCACUCCAAAAUUCUCGUUCGAUUUCCGAUUCAUUUUAGGUAGGCCGUCCGGACUAGCGCU
Desarmillaria tabescens is the source of this 1414-nucleotide messenger RNA. RefSeq lists its product as uncharacterized. The coding region runs from base 114 to 1262 and encodes 382 amino acids. The transcript has 4 exons. NCBI's taxonomy places the organism in Eukaryota, Fungi, Basidiomycota, Agaricomycetes, Agaricales, Physalacriaceae. The record is from RefSeq and is a predicted model, not a curated record.